Hansenula ciferrii is the source of this 4824-nucleotide messenger RNA. It is a transcript of the gene RIM15, whose product is annotated as protein kinase RIM15. Gene Ontology annotation, cellular component: nucleus; cytoplasm. Gene Ontology annotation, biological process: phosphorelay signal transduction system; peptidyl-serine phosphorylation. Lineage: Eukaryota; Fungi; Ascomycota; Saccharomycetes; Phaffomycetales; Wickerhamomycetaceae. The record is from RefSeq and is a predicted model, not a curated record. Gene Ontology annotation, molecular function: protein serine/threonine kinase activity; ATP binding. Bases 1 to 4824 code for a protein of 1607 amino acids. The transcript has a single exon.
AUGGCCCAAGUCUGGCCUGCCCACCCACCGCGAAAAUUAAGAUUAUCACAAUCUACAAAUCGGUCAGUAAACAAAGCAUCAUCAAGCAUCAUCAAAGCACCAGGCGGAGUGUCUACCCAGUGUCUACCCAUUGUCAUACCUAGAAGCUCAGCACACAGAAGAAGAAUGGAAAGACCACAGACACCGUCCUUUGUGAUCUCAGACUCCAAUGACUACGUUGGCGACUACAGCGGCAAUGAAUUGAAUGAACUGAAUGAACCUUUCCAACAAGAACCAGAACAAGAUGAUGAUAAGGAAGCUACACCACAGGAAGAUCUAUUAGAAGCUAGUGCUAAAAACCCUAGUGUCCUGUUAGAAUUGGACAUGGAUGGAAAAGUUCAACAUUUAGGUAAAGCAUGGGAAUCUAUCAUUGGAACAAAACUUCAUAAGAUUGUCAAUCGUCCAAUCUCCAAUAUCAUCUUGGGUGAUCAAGAUGAUAAGAACAUUUUCAACAAUGCUAUCAAUAUAAUGAUGACUGAUGACGCUAGUUACAGAGUAAGGUUUGUUGUUGCUACAAAUGAUGUGAUACCUGAAAAAAAUGAUGUUGAUUCCUUAGGAUCUGAUGAAGUUGGUGGUGUUACUGCUGUUACUACUACAAAUGAUAAUCAUUCUGAUCAAAGUUCUCUGAGUUCAUUAUCAACCAAUGGAGAAAUGAUAGAGUUAGAAGGUCAAGGUAUAUUAAUUCAUGAUUCCAAGGGAAUACCCACACAUUCAAUGUGGAUCUUGAAACCUUUUGAUGCUAAUGCCUUAAAUGUCCAACUACCCACAAAAUUAGCUGAAACUUUAGGAUUUGGUGCAGAUAUUUUCACCUCUUAUCUUUCAGCUUUAUCAGAAGCUGGUAUCAUAAAUGAAGAUGAAGUCCCUGCUCCUCCACAAGUAUUAUGUCGAAUUUGUGAACAACAAGUUCCUUCGUGGUGGUUAGAAAAACAUUCACAACUUUGUUUCAAUGAACAUAAAUGUGAAAGUGAAGUUCAAGAAGCUCAUGAUGCAUUAGUCGAACAAAGAACGAUAAUAAACUCUAUAAAUGAAUCAUUGAACAAACAACAAGCAAAUGUUUUUGAAAAUGGUGUUUUAGAUUAUAAAGGUAUUCCAUUACCAAAAGUGGCAAUAAAUACAGGUGAUUCUCCAGUAUCAAGAAAUGCUCCAUUAGCAACUUUGGCAAGAAGAGGUCGUUCAAAUUCUAUAUUUGGAACUUUAAGAUUCCCUUUCAAGACUCUAGCAUUACUUUCAGAUCUUUGUGAACAAGCUAUAUCUAUAAAUCCAAGUGAGUUCAAUGAAUCAACAGAUACUUUUGAAUUUUCUCCAAAUACAAAACAAGCAUUUGAACAUGUAUUUGCAUCAGAAAUUCCAGAAUCCUCAGAUCCUUGUAUUGUUUCAUUAUCAAAUGACACUGAAAAACUUGUUCAAGAUAAAAUUGAUUCAAUUUCAAGAUUGAAUAGCUCAUUAUUAUAUUCACAAAAAAUUAAAGAUGAGGUUGACGAUUAUGUCAUUGCUACAAUUGGUGAAACUAUCAAAAAUAUUAGAAAUCAAACCUAUGAUGUUCAUCCUCCAAAUCCUUCAUCUUUAAAUUCAUCCACUACAAAUGAUAGUAAAUCAGAUAAUAUCAAUCCUAAACUGAUUUACCCCAAACCAACCUCUGUUCAAUCUCAUAUCUUCACUGAUGCAUAUCUGAAAACAGAUUCAUUACCAAGCCCCAGUAGAGAAAAUAUAAGAGAUGCAUUAAAUGAAACAAAAGGUCAUUAUUCACCAUCAAGAUCUAUUACACCAAAUGAAAUUAUGCAAAAUAAUGAUGAUACCAAAACACCAGAUGAAGAAUUUCCAAAUUUUUCAGAUUUACAUAUCAAAAGUCCAAUCUUGACACCACAAAGAAGAUCUUCACCAAGUGUUAAUCCUGUUUUCCAUAAUUCACCGAUGAGUUCUAUCCAAAGGAAUGUUAAGCAUAGUGGUGGUGAAAGUCAAUUGAAUACCCCUAUAUCAUCACCCUUGAUAAUGGCACAUGAUCCAAGCGAUAACCUUGAAAAAAGAGGAAGUCGUGAUAAUUAUUUAUCUAUAAGUAGUGCAGGUAGUGGGAGUACAAAUACUGGAAGUUAUCAUGGAAAUAGUCAUGUUAUGAAACCGCCACUUUCACCAUUAUUGGUUGCAAUGCCAGCUCCUAAACCAACACAACCUUCAAUUAGAGAUUAUGAAGUUUUAAAAGCUAUCAGUAAAGGUGCUUUUGGAAGUGUUUAUUUAGCAAGAAGAAAAGUCACAGGUGAUUAUUUUGCUAUUAAAGUAUUGAAAAAAGCUGAUAUGAUUGCUAAGAAUCAAGUUACAAAUGUUAAAUCAGAAAGAGCUGUUAUGAUGGCACAAUCCGAUAGUCCUUAUGUUGCAAAAUUAUAUUCAAGUUUUCAAACUAAAGAUUAUUUGUGCUUAGUUAUGGAAUAUUUACCAGGUGGUGAUUGUUCAACUUUAGUUAAAAUGUUAGGGAAUUUACCACAUGAUUGGGCAAAACAAUAUAUUGCAGAAGUUAUUGUUGGUGUUGAAGAUUUACAUAAAAAGGGAAUUGUUCAUCAUGAUUUGAAGCCAGACAAUUUAUUAAUUGCUUCGAAUGGUCAUUUAAAGCUAACUGAUUUUGGUCUUUCUAGAAUGGGGUUAGUUCGCCGUCAAGAAUCAGCUCAUAAACAUUCGAUUCCAGGUGAUGAUGUUUUUGCACAAGCUACAAGUAUAAAUUUAUCAUCAUCAUCUCAUCACCAUACUCAACAGCAACCACAGCAUCAUCGUAAAAAUUCAUCAAUCACACCGUUUAGUCUCUCUUCAACUUCAGGUCCUUCAAGCGCUCAUGAUUUUCCAAGUGCUGGUUCAAGUCCAACUACAAGUUUUUUCGAAAGUAUGGCUAAAUAUCAUUCAAAUGAAAGAUCAGGAUCCACAGGCAGUGUUACGGAUUCACCUCUGUUAAGACCAUUACAUAGAUCAUCAUCACAAGCUUCAUUUGCUAUACCUGCUGAAGAUAAUUCAACUCCAUCAACCCCAUCGACUCCAACGACUAAAAAUCUUGCAUUAUUUGAUCCAGAAAAUUCAUUAAUUAGCAAAAAGUUCGUUGGUACUCCUGAUUAUUUAUCACCUGAAACAAUUAGAGGUACAGGAGAAGGUGAAGCAUCAGAUUGGUGGUCAGUUGGUUGCAUAUUAUUUGAAUUUUUAUAUGGUUAUCCACCAUUCCAUGCAAAUACACCGGAUGAAGUCUUCGCAAAUAUACUGGCAGGAAAAGUUGAUUGGCCUGAUUUAUCACCUCAAGAUGAUGCAGAUAUUUGUCCACCUGAAGCUAAAGAUUUGAUUAAAAAAAUGUUGAAUAUGGAUUCAAAAUUAAGAUUAGGUGCUAAUGGAGCUGAAGAAAUAAAAAGUCAUAUAUAUUUUAAAGAUAUCAACUGGGAUGAUUUAUAUAAUCAAUCAGGAUCUUUUGUUCCAGUUGUGGAAAAUCCAGAAAGCACAGAUUAUUUUGAGUCUAGAGGUGCAGACGUGGACGAUUUCCCUUCAAGUGAUGGGUCAAAUUCAGAUGGUGAAAAUUCAACUCAAAGUGGUAUGGUGGGUACUAAUGAUGAUGGAUCUCAAAAGAAUUUGACACAAAUUAAUACUACAACAAGUUUAGGAUCACCGUCAACUGCAAAUUCACCAACUUCAAAACAUUUAUCAUUAGCUAUACCUGUUCAUAUGAGAGAAAGAAGACCAAGUAAACUUAAUGAUAAUCCUGGGGAAUUUGGUUCAUUCCAAUUUAGAAAUUUGCCAGCUUUAGAUAAGGCCAAUAAAGAUGUUAUAAAUCGUAUCAAAGCUGAACAUUUAGAACAAAGAAGUAAUAUGUCAAGUUCAUCAUCAGAGUCUGGUACAAGAUCAAGAAAUUACUCAAUGUCAUCAAAUAGUGGACUAAGACGUGCAAUUUCACCGUCUGCUGCUGUUAUGAGAACUCAUUCACCAAGUAGGAUGAGUUUUAGUUCAAGUAGUAUCCCACAAUCAUUACCAUUACAUGAACGGUUGAAUUCAAGUACAUCAGUUAUAAGUAAUUCAUCUGGUGAAGAGUUUGGUUCCAAUGCAUAUAUUGAAAAAUCAGGAAGAUCAAGUCCAAGAAGUGAUUCAGGUUCUCCAUCAACAAGAUCAUUUGCUAAACCACAAACACCAACUACACAAACAUCUACACCAACUCAUCAACAUAAUAGAAGUUCAAGAUCUAGAAGUAUUUUCCAAAGAACAUUUUCAGAUUUUUCACCUUCAAGUUCUGAUACAGAAGAUUCAAGAAGUUCAGCAAUUCAAAGAGUUCGUAAAAGGAGACAAAGUUCUAAAUUUUCAGAUGCAUCAAGUUCAAAAUUACAAAUUAUGGACAUCUUGCUUUGUGAACCAAUUCCAAUUUUAAGAUAUUCAAUGAAGAAAGAUUUAGAAAAUUUAGGAUGUGCAGUUGUUGCAGUAUCUGCAGGUGAUGAAAUUGUUAGAAGAGCAACUGGUGAAGUUAAAUUUGAUAUGAUUAUAACUGCUUUAAAAUUACCACAAUUAGGUGCUGUUGAUAUUGCUAAACUUUUAAAACAUACAUCAAGUGUUAAUUCAGAAACACCAAUUGUUGCAGCUACUGCUUAUUACAAAGAAGCAACAAGUGCAAAUAUAUUCACUGAUGUUUUAGAAAAACCUGUUGGUAAGAAAAAAUUAAAGGCAAUUUUAGAUAAACAUUGUCGCUGGAAAAUUGAUAGAUCUGAAGAAGCAGUGUCAGAUACAGAAGCGGUUUCAGAUACAGAUUUUUUGGAUAAUAUGGAUAUACGUAAAACAUAA